AUGGCUGACACUCCUGAGAAACCGGAGCUACGAAAGCUUCUCAAACGGUACAGAGUCUUCCAUGAUCAGAAUAAGCGUGAAGCGCCUGGCCACGAGGAUCACUUCCAAGCCAUACAAACCUUAGGAGAGUACGAUGCGAAGCACUACCGUUCGACUGUCACCAUAGACGAAUUCGAGGCCGAAAUCGAGCAACUUCUCAAAAAUCUGAAAGGCACUGGCAAGAAGCCCGAUCGUCUAUUCGGCUUAAGAGUCACGAAAAGGCUUGAAAGAAUUCUUGACGACGCAGAAGGCCCGACUGGAGAACCUAUCAGGAGCUUCAUCAGAACGAGUCCGUUGACAGCCAACUGCCAACCGCUCUUGUUCCCGUUUCUGGUCCUGGAGGCCAAAUCCGAAAAGAGCGACGAUACAUUCUCAAAGAUUCGGCUUCAGACCAGCUUUUCCAUUCGAGCUCUGCUCAAGCUCCAGCGCGACCUGGCAAGCGCUGUAUUCGAGCAGCAACAGCCGGUCAUGAAACCUCUGGUAUGGUUUUUGUCCAACAAGGGAGAGGUAUGGCGUCUGGCUGGCGCAUACGUGCAAGAAACGAAGGACGUCACGAGACCAAAUUACCGUAUAUUGGACCUCUGGGAAGGCAAUAUAACCUACGAGCAACAUGCACUUCGCCUCCUGCUAACUCUGGACUACAUCUUCGAUUGGGCUCGUGAUGUAUAUCGCAAAGAGAUCACGAAUUGCUUACUCUCCCUAGCUGCGCACGCGACAGCAAGUCUGGCCGCUGAGACUGAUGUUUUCAGCACGCUUGGAAACCUCGUCGAUAUCGGACAAAUGCAAGACUUCGACGCAGAGCCUGUUGACCAGAGACCUCAGCCUUUUGACGUGCCCGACCUAUACAAGGCCUUUGACACGAACACUCUCGCAAUCCGCGAUGCUCGAUACAUCCGAUUCACCUAA
Cyphellophora attinorum is the source of this 945-nucleotide messenger RNA. RefSeq lists its product as uncharacterized. Bases 1 to 945 code for a protein of 314 amino acids. The transcript is spliced from 3 exons. The record is from RefSeq and is a predicted model, not a curated record. Lineage: Eukaryota; Fungi; Ascomycota; Eurotiomycetes; Chaetothyriales; Cyphellophoraceae.